Chara braunii is the source of this 3509-nucleotide messenger RNA. The record is from the annotation of a GenBank genome assembly. NCBI's taxonomy places the organism in Eukaryota, Viridiplantae, Streptophyta, Charophyceae, Charales, Characeae.
GACGAGGAGUGCGCGUCCCAGCGAAGUCGGUGGUAUGUUUGUAGAACUUUUGAUGACGAUGGAGGUGGUUCGACGGGUGACCAAAGGUCCCAAUCUGGAUGCUUGAUUGACUCCUCGGCGGAUGAGAUUCAAGGAGAUCGAUUCGUGUUUCUGCAAGGCAUGGACCUCUCCCUCGACCAGACGCACCUCAUUCUCAGCUUGACUUCGUCAGCACAGGCCGAGCGCGAAGGGUAUAGCGCGCUGGCGCUUCUGCGCACAAGCUACCCAACUGGGCAGGGUGUGGAGAAAUACCCCGUGCGGGGAUUUGUUGGCAGCCUGGCAUUAGCUCGGAGAAAGGACACGCUGUACCUGGCGGUGACUGUUGGUGCAAACGAUAGCGGACUCCGGUAUGUCGGCGUUGGGGAGUGGGGGGCACCCACAAUGGGCCGCCGUGACUCUGAAAUCAGUCCGAAUCCCGUCGAAGUGAACGAAUGGAGUGCAGGGAUGACACUCAGUCCGAGAAGUUUCCCGUAUGGAAAUACGGGCAUGUACGUGGUAGACAAAAAGCGUAGUUCGCUGACGGCCUUUCUGCUGAUGAACGACUUGACGAAUGGAAGUAUCGCAGGGAAUGCGACCAGCACAGGCUUGCGCGAUAUGGCAUUCAUGAGUGAUAGGUGCAGCAUCUUCAUUUGCGGCAGUAAUGACGGGACAGGGUAUAUCCGUUGGAUAUAUAACAAAUCUCCUCAAUUAAGUUUCGAGAGCAACGAGACGCUGGCGGUCUACAACAGCGCAGAGGGUAUUGCGGGACUUGCCCUCCGCGAAAACGACUCGCAUGUCAUUUUGUAUGUUGGGACUAGGGAUGGUGACCUGAUCGCGGUGCCCAUUAACAAGUCGGCACUUACUUGCCCCUCACAGACAUCUGAUGGAUCGCCGCCGGCCAAUUCCCCAUCAAGCCUCUCAUCACCAUCACCUGCCUCUCAUUCUCCCCGUCAGGCGGACGGUGGUCCAACACCGGCAGUGCACUCCGUCUCGCCAUCUCCGCCGACGCAGACAAGCCUUGAUAAAAGUCCGAGCCGGAGUGCAAGGAGCCGGCAGAUCGGCCUGGCAGCUGCUGCCGUUGUCUUGAUUGCAGCCACGGUUGCCUUUGUGUGUUUCGUGUCUCGUCGGCGGCGUUCCUCCUCCUCCGCAGGCCGAAAGGCUAUGCAGGCGAGAAACCUCUCUUCCUCUGUGGGCAGUGCGGGGCAGCCUGUCAAUGACAUGACGUCUCCCGAUCCCGACGUAGAGCGCGAGCAGGUGGAAUAUUCCUCGGGGCUGCAGUCGUCCCGGAUCCCGGUCGCCCUGCCGCUGUCGCCGCCGCCAUCGCCGUCUUGCAAGCUCUUCUCGCUUGCGAGCCUCUCGGCAUGCACGGACAAUUUCGCAGACAGCCACAGAAUACCGAUAGCCGCGACCUGCGGAACGUUCGGCGAAGUUUAUCGAGGGUCAAUAGGGGGUACGGAGGUGGCCAUCAAGCUGAGGAGGGGUCGAUUGACGGAGAACCUUCGCCGACAGUUCCUUUGGGAAGUGUCCACGUGGAGCAGGCUGCAGCACGACCACCUCCUCCCUCUCAUCGGGUACUGCCAGGAGGACGAUUACUGCGUUCUAGUCUAUCCCUACUUCAGCGGCGGCAAUCUCCAUUCCCGUCUUCAUGAUAGGAUGAGACUAGGAGUAGGGGUAGGGGCGGCAGGUGUGGGAGGAAACUCCCUCUCUUCUCCCCCCCCCCCUCCUCCUCUUCCUCCCAGUUUGACAUUGAUUCAGCGAUUGCAGAUCGGAUUUCAAAUCGCCAAGGCUGUGCACUAUCUCCACGAACGCGCAGGACAGCCAAUCAUUCAUCGAUCAAUCAAGAGCAGCAACGUGCUGUUGAGUAAUCAACCUGGAGGUCAAGUAAGAGGAGGAGGAGGAGGAGGAGGAGGAGGAGGAGGGGAGGUGAGCGCCGUUCUUGCAGAUUGUGAAUGGGCAACGAUGUGUGAGAAAGUCUUCGAAGUGACGCAUGAUGAGUUCGUGAAGGCGGCGACAGCUUCUGGAACUUUCGGGUAUAUUUCACCUGAAUACUUGCUCGCCUCUCAGCUGUCGGAGAAGAAUGACGUGUACGCUGUAGGGGUCAUCCUGUUCGAGAUGUUGACGGGGAGAAAGGCCGUCAUGCUCGCUCCCUCGGGGAUUGGCUGCAUGACGCUGGCUGAUUGGGCCAACCCUUUUCUACGGGAUCGAAAGCCGUCUCCAACGCCCAAAGGGAAUCGUCCACCUCCUCUUCUUGCUCCCCCGCCUGCUAAUCUUCCCCCUGCGGCUCCUCCUGCUGGGGCGGGGGGACCACAGCAGCGCGCCAAUCUUCCUCAAUCCCUCCUAGAUACUUCGCUGAAGGAACAGGCAACCAUGCCUUUGAUGAAGAAGAUGGCGAUGAAAGCGCUUCAGCUUGCAAGCAAAUGCACCGACGAUGAAGAGAAGAGAAGACCUUCCAUCGGUUAUGUAGUCGAUGAAUUCCGCCGGAUCCUUGUCUUAGGGGAAUCGGAUUCGCGAAGCCGAUUCCUGGUUAGUAGGUGAUGAUGAUGAUGAUGAUGAUGAUGAGGAUGAUGAGGAUGAUGAGGAUGAUGAGGAUGAUGAGGAUGAGGAUUAAAGGAGCGUAAUUAGAUGAUUAGCGUGGUGAUAGCACUCUAAUAAGAUGAUCAGCAUGAUGAUAGGAAUCUUAAUUAGAUGGUCAUGAUGAUGAUAGGAAUCUUUGAUCGUGAUGAUGAUAGGAAUCUUAAUUAGAUGAUCGUGAUGAUGAUAGGAAUCUUAACUAGAUGAUGGUGAUGAUGAUAGGAAUCUGAUUAGAUGAUGGUGAUGAUGGUCGGGUCCUAAUCAGAUGAUGAUGGUCAUGAUUAUUGGAAUCUGAUUAGAUGACGGUGAUGAUGAUCGGGUCCUAAUCAGAUGAUGAUGGUCAUGAUUAUUGGAAUCUGAUUAGAUGAUGGUGAUGCUGAUCGGGUCCUAAUCAGAUGAUGAUGGCCAUGAUUAUUGGAAUCUGAUUAGAUGAUGGUGAUGGUGAUGAUGGUGAUGAUGAUGAUGAUGAUGAUGAUGAUGAUGAUGAUGAUCGUUAUCUGACUAAAUGACGAUGAUGAUGAUGAUGAUGGGAGUAAUGAGAUGAUGAGGAGGAGGAUGAUGUGUAGGAUGAUGAUUACUAUGUUGGGCGCGAUGAGGAUGAUGACGUGUACGAUGGCGAUAAUGAUUACGAACGUUGGCGAUGAUCACGAUUCAGUACUAGUAAUAUAUUAAUUACAAAUUUGGCGGGAAAGUGUUGGCGGGAAAGGGAUCUGGGCGAAGUAGGAGUUGGAAUUUGGCGGCGGGGCGUGUGUAAAUAGAAGGUCGGGAGUGUUGGAAUUCCCGCCAAAACUGGAAUUUGGCGGGAAAAAAGUGAUGUGGACGUGUCGUUGUAACCUAUUCAUUAGUUGAUCGAAACCGACCGGCGGGGAUAUCAUCGGCGGAACAGAACCGAUUCAGAAACAGUUUUGAAACGGAACAGA